Molecule: messenger RNA, 2002 nt
Organism: Hibiscus syriacus
Lineage: Eukaryota; Viridiplantae; Streptophyta; Magnoliopsida; Malvales; Malvaceae
Product: exocyst complex component EXO70H1
Exons: 1
Coding region: 41-1903 (620 amino acids)
Biological process (GO): exocytosis
Cellular component (GO): exocyst
Molecular function (GO): phosphatidylinositol-4,5-bisphosphate binding
Source: RefSeq, a predicted model, not a curated record
AAUCUCUCUCCUGUCCUCAAGGUUCGAAUUUAAAAAAAAAAUGGUGUUAUUUCAGACUGCAAACAACCACAAUCAUCUGAACAUCCCGAGAAAAGGGUUGUCUCCACUUUCUAAAACACCCAUUCCCACCUUUUCUUCUCCAAGCUCCCCAACUCCUUCAAUGGCGAAACAAACCAUUCAAAAUGCUGAAUCAAUCAUCAAAAAAUGGGAUGUAAACUCUUCUUCCUUAACCAGUGUUACUCCUCUCUUUCACCAUAACAGGAAAGAAGCCAGAGAGUUUCUCAAAUGCGUUAUGGAUCUUCGUGGAUCCAUGCAUUUUCUCGUUUCUCAAAAUUCAUCUCCUCACGACCUCGUUCUUGCUCAAAACCUCAUGCAAAUCGCCAUGAAAAGACUCGAGAAAGAGUUUUAUCAGAUACUGGCUUCGAACCGUGAGCGGCUCGAUCCGGAAUCGGUCUCGACGAGUCUUUCGUCCGAUGGCUCAGCCAGUUUCCACUACGAUGAUGAUGAAGACGAGGUUGAUCAGCUGAAAAUAGCCGGUGAGUCGAUCAGCGAAGUGGAGAGAGUUUCAGCAUUAGCAAUGACGGAUUUGAAGGCUAUUGCUGAGUGUAUGAGCAGUUCUGGUUAUGGCAAAGAGUGUCUGAAGAUCUACAAGUUGUUCCGGAAAUCAAUAGUUGAUCGAGGCUUAUAUCUUCUUGGGAUCGAAAAGUUCAAAUCUUCCCAGAUCAACAAAAUGAAUUGGGAAUCACUCGAUUUUUCGAUCAAGAACUGGUUGAAUGCUGUGAAGAUUGCUGUGAAGUCACUCUUUAAUGGCGAAAAAAUCCUCUGCGAUCAUGUUUUUUCGGCAUCUCAAACUAUAAGAGACGCUUGUUUUGCUGAAAUAACAAUGGAAGGAGCCACGAAUCUCUUCAAGUUCCCCGAAAUCAUCGCCCAGAACAAGAACUCACGGCCGGAGAGAAUUUUCCGACUACUCGAACUCCACGGAACAAUCUCCGAACUCCGGCCUGAGAUCGAAUCAAUCUUCAACGUCGAUUUGACCUCGGCCAUUAAAUCCCACGCCCUUUCAUCACUGCAAAAAGUUGGUGACUCAGUUUUCACAUUGCUAAUCAAUUUCGGAUCAUCAAUCCGAAAAGACUCGUCGAAAACACCGGUUCCGGGUGGAGGAAUUCAUCCCCUCACCCAAUCCUCUAUGAGUUACAUAUCUUCCCUGUCGGAUUACGAUCGUAUUCUCUCCGAUAUUCUAUCGGUUCAUCCGCCGGCAGAAAACCCACCAUUUCCAGAAUCCUAUUUUAACAAUCCGACCGCCAUCGAAGCUGCUCCGAUCCAUCUUGCAUGGCUUAUAUUGGUGCUUUUAUGCAAGAUCGACAGUAAAGCUCAACAGUACAAAGAUGUCUCUCUUUCAUAUCUUUUCUUGGCAAACAAUCUUCAGUUCAUCAUUAACCAAGUUCAAACAAGUAACCUUCAACAUCUUUUGGGUGAUCAAUGGCUGUCCAAACAUACCCAGAAGAUCAAACAAUAUGCUUCGAGCUAUGAAUUGGUAGCCUGGAAUCGGGUUUUCAAAACUUUACCCGAAAGAACAACACCAGAACUAUCGCAUGAAGCAGUCAAAGACUGUUUCAGAAGAUUUAAUGCUGCUUUCGAAGAAGCUUAUAUGAAACAGAUUUUGAGGAGUGUACCAGAUGGGAAGUUAAGGGAUGAAUUGAAGGUUUCGAUUGCUGGGAAACUUGUUCCUGUUUAUAAGGAAUUCUACGAAACGUAUUCGAGGAUAUCGAAUGGGGAUUUCGUAAGGAUUUCGCCUGAUGAUUUGGGGAAUUAUUUGUCGGAUCUGUUCCAUGGAACUCGGAUUUCAUCGAGUUCUUUGCCAUCGCCAUCUUCGUCUCAUUCAAAUGGCUGUCUUCUUCGGUGAAAGUGACAAUUCAAGAACUGUGAAUUCGAUGUCUGGUAUACAAAAUCUGUGGAAUAUGUCUCCUUUCUGAUGUUCUUAAAUGUUUUAGUUUUCUGAUCU